AUGGCGGCAUCUGGCUCGGGGGCCGCGGCGGGAGCCGGGCCGAGCUCCUCUUCGUCGUCCGCGGGCGGCGGCGGCGCGGCCGGGGGGUCCUGCUCCGCCGUGGCCGCCGCGGCCGCCUCCAACCCGCGCAAGUUCAGCGAGAAAAUCGCCCUGCAGAAGCAGCGGCAGGCCGAGGAGACGGCGGCCUUCGAGGAGGUGAUGAUGGAGCUGGGCACGACCCGGUUGCAGGCCCAGAAGCUGCGCUUGGCACAUCGACGGGGGCCUUACUACGGCGGCUCACUGCCCAACGUCAACCAGAUCGGGAGCGGCACCUCUGAGUUUCAGGGCCCUCUCCAUUCGCCUCUGGAUUCGGCCCGGGGCACGCGGCACCACGGCUUGGUGGAAAGGGUGCAGCGGGACCCCCGCCGCAUGGUGUCUCCGGUCUCCCGCUACAUGCGUCAGGUGGACAGCUCCCCCUACAGCCCCGCGUACCUGUCGCCUCCCGCCGAGCCCAGUUGGAGGAGGACCAUGCCCUGGGGUAAAUUUCCCACGGAGAAAGGACACCUGUUUAGGCUGCCGACGGUACUCAACAGAACAAAUUCCGACUCUGCCCUGCACACGAGCGUAAUGAACCCCAACCCGCAGGACAUGUACCUGGGCCCCUCCCAGGGCGUUCCCCCUCCAAAUCGCAAGACUGGUUACCUGGAUGGGGACGUUGAUAGCAAAGUGUUCGUUUUCCAAGUGCCUUCCAUCGAGGAGAGCCUCCCAGACGACGGCAAGCAGUUGCUGAAGCCCUGGGACACCAAAAAGCUUUCCUCGCCGUCUGCCCGUCCGAGGUCCUGUGAGGUUCCUGGGAUCCAUAUCUUCACGUCACCAGACCAGCCUGCCAAUAUGCCUAUGAUCCCCACUGCCCUUAACACGGGGGGCUCCCUCCCGGACCUCACCAACCUGCACUUCCCGUCCCCGCUGCCCACGCCCCUGGACCCGGACGAGUCGGCCUACCCCAGCUUGAGCGGCGGGAGCAGCACCGGCAACCUGGCCAGCACCAUGACGCACCUGGGCAUUGGACCCGGCUACGACUCUCCCGGGCUGUGCUCACCUAUGCAGAGCUCCCUCAGUAACCCCUGCAUCCAGUCCGCACUCAGCAACCCCUGUCUGCAGGGCUCCCUCAGUAACCCCUCGCUGCGCUCCUCCCCCAGCAGCUCUUCCAUCCCCUCCUCCAUGAGUAACCAGUCCCUCCCUUCCUCCCUCAGCACCCCCUCGCUCUCCUCCUCCCUCAGCAACCCCUCUCUCCCCACCUCUCUAAGCACCCAGGUGGGGGGCCCCGCCCCCGGCAACCCCGCCGCCCAGCAGCCCGGCUUCAGCGGCUCCUCCCCCUCCUCCGCUUCCUCCCCCCCCCCCCCCCCCGCCCCUUACCCCCCCCACGCCUCGCCCCGGCGCAGGGUCCCGCUCAGCCCCCUCACCCUCCCCAUGGGUGGAGACUCGAGAAGGCAGCACCCAAAACAGUUUUCGCCAACUAUGCCACCCACAUUGUCCUCCAUCACACAGGGGGUGCCACUGGACACCAGCAAGCUGCCCGCCGACCAGAGGCUCCCUCCGUACCCAUACAGCCAGCCCGGCUUUCUUCUCCAGCAGAACCAGAAGCCCCUCCAUCACCAGCAGGCGCAAGGCACGGGGGCUUCGCAACCUGGACGGCAGCCGCCCGCCCCUCCACACAUGCAGUCGCAGUGCCCGUACCCCUCGCAUUACCAGCCCAACUCUGCGCUCCAGCACCAGCUCAACCAGCCGCUGGGUGACUUUGGCCUGGGCAGUUUUGAUCAGUACGGCAUGGUCGAGAACACGCCAGGGGGCUAUGGAUUCAACAACAGCGCCUUCCCAGGAGACCUGGGUGCCUUAAACUACCCCAUGGGGGACAACAUGGGCCUGUCGGGAGGUGGCGGCGGUGGCAGCAGCACACACGACCCCCGUCUGCUCAACCGCCAGAACCUGAGCCACUGCAGCCGCCAUGGCCCCAUUCCCAACAUUAUCUUCACAGAGGAUUCCCCUCCAGGUAUCUCCAAGGAGAUUGCCAACGUCUUGGCCAGCAUGCCCGGUUUUGAAGUGGACUCCUCCCUGGGCUUGGACGAGGACCUGAAGAUCGAGCCGCUCACGUUGGACGGACUCAAUAUGCUCAACGACCCCUACACCCUUCUGACCGACCCGGCAGUCGAGGACUCCUUCCGUACCGACCGGCUUUAGUGGGGGGGGGGACCCCGAGAACACCCGGUGAGGGCACAGAGCCACAGAGAAACAAAAGGCCGUUUCCCACUCGCGAAACUCUGGGUGUUGCUCAAGCAGGACAUUUGUGGGGGGGACAGAGAUUAUGCGUGCCUCCUCCGAUCACAGUGCCCUUCCUUAGAGAGACCUGUGGCUUCUAGCUCACAGUCUGCGCCGGAAUCAGAUUUUACAGAGAGCGAGCCCGGAUUGCAAAGUACUUGAGGGGUUGGUGUUGGGGAGAUCAGUCCCGGAGCCCAGGUGUAAGAACAUCAGAAGAGCCCUGCUGGAUGAGACUAGUGGUCCAUGUCUCACACAGGG
Gekko japonicus is the source of this 2553-nucleotide messenger RNA. It is a transcript of the gene CRTC2, whose product is annotated as CREB regulated transcription coactivator 2. The record is from RefSeq and is a predicted model, not a curated record. Gene Ontology annotation, cellular component: cytoplasm; nucleus. Lineage: Eukaryota; Metazoa; Chordata; Lepidosauria; Squamata; Gekkonidae. Gene Ontology annotation, molecular function: cAMP response element binding protein binding. Bases 1 to 2217 code for a protein of 738 amino acids. Gene Ontology annotation, biological process: positive regulation of transcription by RNA polymerase II; protein homotetramerization. The transcript is spliced from 14 exons.